Emiliania huxleyi CCMP1516 is the source of this 995-nucleotide messenger RNA. RefSeq lists its product as hypothetical. Bases 444 to 971 code for a protein of 175 amino acids. The record is from RefSeq and is a predicted model, not a curated record. The transcript has 2 exons. NCBI's taxonomy places the organism in Eukaryota, Haptophyta, Isochrysidales, Noelaerhabdaceae.
GAGACCGACGACGACACCUUCUGCCGCCUGCUCCGAGAUGUUGGCCUCGGCGGCGUCUUCGUCGUCACCUCCCUCCACUUUGGCCAGAAGCGGCUGCGGCGGUCGGGAGUCCUCGUGCGAGUCUCUCUCGUCGACGCGCCGCGAGAGAGCGAUAGCACGCCCACCUCGGUGAGAGCGAUAGCACGCCCACCUCGGUGAGAGCGAUAGCGCCGCACCGCGCCAGCCCUCUCCCCCUCACCCGCGCCGCCCGCCGAGGGCAGGUGAGCGCGCUGCUCGUCGGCCGCCGGCGCGUCCGCCUCCGCGGCCCGCCCACCGGGCUGCAGCUGCGGGUGGGGCGGUGGAGGCGCGAGUACGACGACUCGAUCGUCUCCGAGAGAGCGCUCGGGUGGGGCGUCGAGCGCUUCGUGGACCGCGGCGCGCCGUCCGCGGCGGCGGCCGCUGCCAUGCCCGCUGCGGCGGCGGAGGCGGCGCACCACACCGAGUGGUCGCUCACGCCCUUCGAGGUGCUGGCGGACGCCGACGAGGCGCCGCUCUACGAGCCGGGCGGCGUGUGCGACGCCGCGUGGCCUGCGGAGGGCGACUCCCCUCCGCCCGCCUCGCUGGUGGAGGCGGCGGCACGCCUCUCCGCCGACCUAGAGGCGUGGAGGAGGCUCGCGGCCGAGCGCAGCACCUACGACGACCCGGCCGUGACGGCGGGGGCGAGGGCCCGCCGCGGAGACUUGCGGCUCGACCCCGCGCUCCUCCUCGCGCGGGUGUGCCGUGACCUCGGGCCGAAGCCGCCGCCCGAGGCGCCGACGGCGCUCGCGCUGUGGGGCGGCGCGCUCAUCAACCCGCUGCCCUCCCUCGGCGUCUCGACCGAGGUGCGCGGGGCGGUGCUCGAGGCGCAGGGCGCCGCAGAGCGGGUUGCGCUCGUGCAGCGAGCCGUCUCGAGGUCGAUCGCCAACCUGGAGGGGAGGCGGCCACUCUUUUGAGGUUUAAAAAACACUGGAGGAGAA